AUGAAGACGGACACGCCCAAUGACAAAUGCAGCCCAGCCCGCCGCUUGUCUGCAGCUCGCCAUCUGCCUGCCCUGCAUCGCUUCUCUGCUUCUAGAAUCAAUCUAGAAGAUUUGGAGACGAUCCUGAUCUUGAUCUCGAUUCACCAGUCCCUCUUUGGCUAUGGCGGCCAUGCGCCUCGCCCUCAUCAUCGCCCUUAUCUCCGGCUCAUUGUCGCUAGUCCCCUCUUUUUGCCCCUUGCCUGCGGCACCAAGAAGCUCACAAGCUGCAGCCAGGGCAGAGCAGAGCUGUCUCGAGGCCCGUCGCGAAACACCAUGGCGCGCUAUCUCGAGAGCAUGCGCCGUUGA
Messenger RNA from Diaporthe amygdali, 345 nucleotides. RefSeq lists its product as uncharacterized. The record is from RefSeq and is a predicted model, not a curated record. The coding region runs from base 1 to 345 and encodes 114 amino acids. The transcript is spliced from 2 exons. NCBI's taxonomy places the organism in Eukaryota, Fungi, Ascomycota, Sordariomycetes, Diaporthales, Diaporthaceae.